Molecule: messenger RNA, 1410 nt
Organism: Verruconis gallopava
Lineage: Eukaryota; Fungi; Ascomycota; Dothideomycetes; Venturiales; Sympoventuriaceae
Exons: 1
Coding region: 150-1130 (326 amino acids)
Cellular component (GO): membrane
Molecular function (GO): hexosyltransferase activity
Source: RefSeq, a predicted model, not a curated record
GGCACAAUGUGGCUGUCGAGGAUAAUACGAUGCUUGGGUCCGCCUUCGCAGUGUUCGUUCCUUUCAGUCUCUGUGCUCCUCCACCUUCGAGUUCUCAUGUUAUGACAUAAGUCACUCGUGACAGUCCUUACCGCAAAAAUCGUUCCGUCAUGAUGGGCGACUCUUCAUUCUUUCAGAGACGCCCAGCGUCCUCUGUGGCUGCUGUUGCAUUUAUCGUUCUGGUUUUUCUGAUUUACUUAUCCGCCAGCCCCUCUACCAUCUCCAGUGCAUCCUCCUGGCACGAGAACCUUCGAGGCGCCUUGAGCGCUUCAGCGGCCUCUCCGCCCUGGUUGAUCGCCACAAUUUCAACGGCAAGUCAUAUGCAGCGACGGCAAAUCAUACGUUCGUCAUGGCAGACACUGUUUCGGAACGAUAAGGUGUUCGAAACUCGCUUCGUGCUCGCGAAGCCGGACCCUCUCUGGCUACCGUUCAUUGAGAAAGAGAACGCGACAUUUGGAGACCUUAUCAUUCUCGACCACGAGCACGAAGACCACUUGUGGGCGAAUCGGGUUAAGACCAUGGAGUUUUUCAAAUAUCUGGGUGCAAAGUAUGACCACGCGAACUGGACGUUCGUAUCUAAGAUGGAUGAAGACUCGUGGAUAGACGCCAAGCACUUUUGGAAGGACUGGCUAGAGCCACGAAUUGAGAACAACAAUGUCACCGGCACCUACAUUGGUCGACCAAUUAAGAAUUGGGCAAAGUGGGAUUAUAUGAGUGGUCAAUUCUACACUCUGAGUCGCGAUAUGGUCAAGCUUUUGGCAAAGCUCCACGAGGAAAACUACAUUGCCGACGAACAUGAGGACGUCCUGGUUGCUCGGUUGAUGGCCGAAGCUGGUAUUGAGUACACCUUAACCGAAAUGUCUACACAAGUUGCCUUCGACUACUACGACGACAAGGCAAGAGGCGACGGCACUGCAUGGGCGCCAGAAGAUCAAGACUUGAAUGUGCUGGGACACGCUAUGGCUCCUGGCGCGUUGAACCCACAUAUGUUGAAGGAGGAUGAGACCUAUCUGCGUGUAGCAGCGUGCUACGACAAGAAUGGACUCAAGCUAAGGGAUUACUGGUCGAAUUACAAGGCAACUGCUUCGUGAAAGCUUGUUACGGAUCGAUCGAGUGGUCCAUUCAUGUAUCGGCGAGCUUCAAUCCUGCAUGUACACAAUUUGCCUUAGCAAUUUUUUUGCUUGGGGUGUAUCUUCUUUUUUGCGUCCUCAUUUAGCGACUGGAAACGAAACUUUACGCUUUGUGCUGCGGCUUAAUCUUUUUGUGCUGAGGUCCACUUGGCCGUUUUCAUUUAACCUGUGUUCGAACUCAAACCGUUUUAAUUUUUUUUCAAAAACUUUUUCUCCUCCUGUACAGCGAGCACACAACUGU